Dentiscutata heterogama is the source of this 134-nucleotide messenger RNA. Lineage: Eukaryota; Fungi; Glomeromycota; Glomeromycetes; Diversisporales; Gigasporaceae. The record is from the annotation of a GenBank genome assembly.
AUGAACAGCAACGCAGAGUCAAACCCACGUGACGGCAACAAGGAACCGUGCACGAUUUUACAACUGGCCCCAACGACACCAGCCCCGGCUGCCAUGCCAGAUGGUCCUAAGCCUGAAGCACUCAUUGAUCCCUA